Messenger RNA from Talaromyces amestolkiae, 1092 nucleotides. RefSeq lists its product as uncharacterized. The coding region runs from base 1 to 1092 and encodes 363 amino acids. The transcript has 2 exons. The record is from RefSeq and is a predicted model, not a curated record. Lineage: Eukaryota; Fungi; Ascomycota; Eurotiomycetes; Eurotiales; Trichocomaceae.
AUGCCUCCACUUUCGGGGUUCUCUGACAACCCUUUGAGGAAUCGAGACGACUUCAUUGCAGCCGCUAUUGCCCUUGUCCAGCCACUGCAUCGUCAUUUUUCACCUGGUAAGGCUACCAUUCGCCUCGCACAUUCGACCGGCGCGCACUUCGAUGAAGGUGCAGCGCGGCUUGAAGGAUUUGCGCGGCCGCUAUGGGUGGUCGCAACGCUGCUACAUUCACUAAAACAUGAUGACGACCAUCCUCAUGGGCCAAUUAUAGAGUCUCUUGCGAAGCCUUGGAUUGAAGGCAUUUGCAUAGGCACAGAUGAGAAUCAUCAUGAGUACUGGGGCACCAUUCAAGAUGGCGAUCAACGUAUGGUAGAAGCGGAGGUAGUUGCCUGUGCGCUACUGUUCGCUCCCAAUCAUUUUUUUCAUUCUCUGGACGGGAGAUAUAGGGCAAAUAUCGUUGCUUGGCUACGGCAGAUGAAUGGAAAAUGGAUGCCAACGAACAACUGGCGAUGGUUUCGCGUUUUCACAAAUCUAGCGCUGAUUCUGGUUGCUGGAAUCCCGAAAGAUGAAUUACAAGGAGAAAUUGAUAAUGAUAUGGCCGUUCUUGAUACAUUUGAUAUUGGUGAAGGUUGGUCUUCUGAUGGGCCAUGGUUGACGGCCGAGCAAGAAGCAGAAGAGGAGUGCGAGAGCGCCAGGACUGGUCGAUAUGAUAAGGUCGGCAUUGGGCGGCAGGCUGAUUAUUACUCGGGAAGUUUCGCCAUUCAAUUUAGUCAGAUAUUAUAUUCCAGGUUCGCGGCCGAACUGGACCCCGAGCGAGCAGAUAUGUACCGACAAAGAUCGCGAGAAUAUGGAGCCACAUUUUGGAGGUACUUUGACUCUAAUGGCGCCUCCAUACCAUUUGGCCGCUCUCUUACUUAUCGUUUCGCCUGCGGAGGAUACUUCUCUGCGCUCGCUAUCGCCCAAGUAUCCGAAAUGCCGGCACCUCUGUCUUCAGCCGGAGCUGUCAAGGGGUUCCUGUUUCGACAUUUACGCUGGUGGGCAAGGCAUUCCGAAGAAACUUUUUACACUGACGGUACCAUGAAUAUCGGGUGGCUGUAUCCGUAA